Messenger RNA from Oryza brachyantha (malo sina), 1465 nucleotides. Its product is annotated as protein POLYCHOME-like. Gene Ontology annotation, cellular component: nucleus. Gene Ontology annotation, biological process: negative regulation of ubiquitin protein ligase activity; regulation of nuclear division. NCBI's taxonomy places the organism in Eukaryota, Viridiplantae, Streptophyta, Magnoliopsida, Poales, Poaceae. The record is from RefSeq and is a predicted model, not a curated record. The coding region runs from base 337 to 1056 and encodes 239 amino acids. The transcript is spliced from 4 exons.
UCCUCUUCCCGUUAGUUAGAGCCCCCAUAGCCACCUCCCUCCAAGCUCAAACCCUAGGGGAUUCUACCCAGCGAUUCCGCCCUAGUUAGGCACUUGUAUCGUAGGGAGUAGUCGGUCGAGGGCCCCGGAUCGGCUGGAAUCGGAGAAGAGCCGAGCAAAUCAUCUGCGUGAGUGACAGGAUUAGCGUGCGGGGGGUUGCAGCGGUAGGAAUCUGAGGUAUCUUACGGUCGCAAGAGGCAGGAGCCAAAUCUGAGCUCGCGCGGAAGGUUUUUUCUGUUGGUUUCUUGCGUCGUCACCGACGUGCCGCGCCCGCGUGCUUCUCGCAGAUCUCCAGGAAUGGCUGAGGUGAGGAGCUCCGGCAGGACGGUGCUCGCCGACCCCUCCAGUGGCGGGUUCUUCGUCAGGAGGAUGGCGUCACCAGGAGCUGUGGCGGUGGUGAAGGGAGGAGCCGUCAAGCCGCUGGCUCGCCGGGCCCUGCCGCCGUCGAGCAACAAGGAGAACGUUCCGCCAUCCUGGGCCGUGACCGCGAGGGCUACGCCAAAGAUGAGGAGGAGGAGCCCCCUGCCCGAGUGGUACCCGAGGUCCCCGCUCCGCGACGUCACGUCAGUCGUCAAGGCAAUUGAGAGGAGAAGUCGCCUUGGAAAUGCUGCGGCUCGGCAGCAGCUCCAGUUGAGAGAAGAUUCUUCACGGUCUGUGGAUCCAGCAACUCCAAUACAAACAGAACAGGGUGUCCCUCAAAGCACACCAACACCACCAACUCAAAAGACCCUGGAUGUUGCCGCCCCUUGUCCUGGCUCAACUCAAGUCGUUGCAAGCACAUCAACAACUUAUUUGGCCGAGGGCAAGCUGAAGGCACCUUCCUCUCCACCAGACUGCUCCUUGCAGACGCCAUCCAGACCAAAUGAUCCAGCUCUUGCUGCCCUCAUGGAGAAGAAACUGUCCAGUUCAAUAGAGCAGAUAGAGAAGAUGGUAAGUAAGAACCUGAAGACAGCUCCGAAGGCUGCUCAGCCUUCCAAGAGGACCAUCCAGAGGCGCACCCUGAUGUCCAUGAGAUGAGAUGUGCCCAGAGAAGAGAGAGGCCUGCUCAGGCUUGCAAGGUUUCCACUUUGUCUGCUGCUUUCUUGGCCGCUAGUCCUAGCCACCCUUUGCAUCAGCUGCUCUUCUUCCAUCCCUGCUUUGAUCCUGGGCUUUGUUGAGGCAUGGUGCUCAGUUUUGUGUACCAUUGGGAGGGUUCUCUGCUUUAGGACCCUGGGGUAUGGGGGGUAGCCUAGCUCUCUGCUUGAGGGCAUAUAGGAUUAGCUGUUGAUAUACCAUUGGUCGUACUGGUACAUGCUUACUGCAGCAGAACUUCAAUUGUGUAUAUAUAGGCUUCUGUUUCUGUAUAUUUUUGUUACUCACCCGGACAACAGUUCAUCUGUAAGUUUGAUAGACUCCACGCUGCAUUGAAACAUCAAUCAUGUUAAUA